Molecule: messenger RNA, 2928 nt
Organism: Emys orbicularis (European pond turtle)
Lineage: Eukaryota; Metazoa; Chordata; Testudines; Emydidae
Gene: EXOC4
Product: exocyst complex component 4
Exons: 18
Coding region: 1-2928 (975 amino acids)
Biological process (GO): chemical synaptic transmission; exocytosis; Golgi to plasma membrane transport
Cellular component (GO): growth cone membrane; synapse; exocyst
Source: RefSeq, a predicted model, not a curated record
AUGGCGGGAGAGGCGUCCGGGAGAUACAGAAGCACCAUGAGCAAGAGCAAGGACCCCUCGGGCCUGCUCAUCUCUGUGAUCAGGACUCUCUCCACCAGUGAUGAUGUCGAGGACAGAGAGACUGAGAAGGGCCGUCUGGAAGAAGCUUAUGAGAAGUGUGACCGGGAUUUGGAUGAACUUAUUGUUCAGCACUACACGGAGCUCACCACAGCUAUCCGCACGUACCAGAGCAUCACGGAGCGAAUCACCAACUCCCGCAACAAGAUCAAGCAGGUGAAGGAAAAUCUCCUGUCAUGCAAGAUGCUGCUGCACUGCAAACGGGAUGAGCUGCGCAAGUUGUGGAUAGAAGGAAUUGAGCACAAGCAUGUCCUGAAUUUGCUGGAUGAGAUUGAGAACAUCAAGCAAGUGCCCCAGAAGCUGGAACAGUGCAUGGCCAGCAAGCACUACCUCAAUGCAACUGACAUGCUGGUAUCAGCAGUGGACUCUUUAGAGGGUCCUCUUCUUCAGGUGGAGGGACUGAGUGAUCUGAGGCUAGAGCUUCACAGUAAGAAGAUGAACAUGCACUUAGUCCUAAUAGAUGAAUUGCACCGUCAUCUGUACAUCAAAUCUACUAACCGUGUGGGACAACGGAACAAGGAGAAAGGGAAAAUAAGUUCACUUGUGAAGGAUGCUUCUCCCGUACCUCUUAUUGACGUGACCAACUUGCCUACACAUUGGAAGUUCCUUGACGCCUCCCAAUUCAGCACUCCCGGGAGCUCUAGUGUGCGAGAAGUGAGUGUGCUGGAGAUUAAAGAAGAUAUGGAGCUGGAUCCGGAGGAGAACAGUACUGUCUUCAUGGGGAUCCUCAUCAAAGGGCUGGCCAAACUGAAAAAAAUCCCUGAGACCGUGAAGGCUAUCAAGGAUCGUCUGGAACAGGAGCUCAAGCAGAUUGUCAAGAGGUCCACAACGCAGGUGGCAGACAGUGGCUACCAGAAAGGAGAGAGCCUUUCCCAGGAAAACCAGCCUAGGUUACUUCUGGAACUGCUUGAACUUCUCUUUGACAAAUUCAACGCUGUAGCAGCUGCUCACUCUGUGGUGCUGGGACAUCUUCAGCAGACAGUGGCCUCUCCAUCCGGCCUGUAUGAUGGUGAUGUCAAAUUGUAUGACAUGGCAGAUGUGUGGGUGAAGAUCCAGGAUGUCUUGCAGAUGCUGCUGACAGAAUACUUGGAUAUGAAGAACACUCGGACUGCUUCAGAACCAUCAGCCCAGCUUAGCUAUGCCAGCUCUGGGAGAGAAUUUGCUGCUUUCUUUGCAAAGAAGAAACCUCAAAGGCCUAAAAACCCUCUGUUCAAGUUUGAAUCGUCUUCCCAUGCUAUCAGCAUGAGUGCCUAUUUGCGUGAGCAGAGAAGGGAGCUCUACAGCAGGAGUGGAGAACUUCAAGGAGGUCCUGAUGAUAAUUUAAUCGAAGGUGGUGGAUCGAAGUUUGUCUGCAAACCAGGUGCAAGGAAUAUUACUGUCAUCUUUCAUCCAUUACUCAGAUUUAUUCAGGAGAUUGAGCAUGCCUUGGGCCUUGGCCCAACCAAACAAUGUCCGCUCCGGGAGUUCCUCACCAUGUACAUCAAGAACAUCUUCCUUAAUCAAGUCCUAGCAGAGAUCAACAAAGAGAUAGAAGGUGUCACCAAGGCAUCCGACCCCCUGAAGAUAUUGGCCAAUGCGGACACCAUGAAGAUGCUAGGAGUUCAACGGCCUCUUCUGCAGAGUACAGUAAUUGUGGAGAAGACCGUACAGGACCUCAUGAACCUGAUGCAUGACCUGAGUGCUUAUUCAGAUCAGUUCCUCAACAUGGUGUGUGUGAAGCUCCAGGACUACAAGGAAACCUGCACUACUGCCUACAGGAGCAUUGCUCAGUCAGAUGAAAAGCUGGUUAUCAGUGCAUCCUGGGCAAAAGAUGACGACAUUACCAGGCUCUUGAAAUCUCUGCCCAACUGGAUCAACAUGGCCCAGCCCAAGCAACUCAGACCAAAGAGAGAAGAAGAGGAAGACUUUAUAAGGGCUGCCUUCGGCAAAGAGUCAGAAGUUCUCAUUGGGAACCUGGGAGAUAAACUAAUCCCGCAGCAGGAGAUCCUGCGUGAUGUCAGUGACCUGAAGGCCUUGGCCAAUAUGCAUGAAAGCCUGGAGUGGUUAGCUGGUCGCACAAAGGCAGCCUUCUCCAACCUUCCAACAGCCCAGACGCCGUCACCUGGUCAGGACAGCCAUGCAAAUAUGGACCUCCCACCAGUGUCAGAACAGAUCAUGCAAACGCUGAGUGAACUGGCCAAGUCCUUCCAAGAGAUGGCUGACCGCUGCUUGCUGGUUCUGCAUUUGGAAGUCAGAGUUCACUGCUUCCAUUAUCUGAUCCCACUGGCUAAACAAGGGAAUUAUGCCAUAGUGGCCAACGUGGAAAGUAUGGAUUAUGACCCCCUUGUGGUGCGGCUAAAUAAGGACAUCAGUGCCAUUGAGGAAGCGAUGAGUGCCAGCCUCCAGCAGCACAAGUUCCAGUAUAUCUUUGAAGGCUUGGGCCACUUGAUUUCCUGUAUUCUCAUCAAUGGCGCCCAAUACUUCAAGCGCAUCAGCGAAUCUGGUAUCAAGAAAAUGUGCAGAAACAUCUUCAUCCUCCAGCAGAACCUGACUAACAUCACCAUGUCGCGAGAGGCCGACCUGGACUUUGCAAGGCAAUAUUAUGAGAUGCUGUACAACACGGCGGACGAGCUCUUAAACGUAGUGGUGGAUCAAGGAGUGAAGUACACGGAGCUGGAGUACAUCUACGCCUUGAGCUUGCUGCACCGUAGCCAGACUGGCGUCGGGGACCAGACAACCCAGAACAUGAGACUGCAGCGCCUGAAAGAGAUCAUCUGCGAGCAGGCUGCCAUCAAACAGGCCACCAAGGACAAGAAAAUCACUACAGUGUAA